AUGGGAGUGAGGACGGGGGUGGAAGUCCCUGCCGAGACGCUGCCCACCGUGCCCUCCCGCACCUGGCCCUGCAACUUUCGUGACUUCAUGCGGCUGAGGGCGGCAGCCCAGAGCCCGCACCGCUCGGCUUGCUGCCUGCCAAUGCUGAGCCCCGUGAGCCUGCCAGCCAGCAUCUGGUUUGGCAUCACCAACUGCCUCGAUCUGACAUACACCGCCUUUGUGGUCGCCUUCUCGCUGGCAUUCAACACCACCCAAGGCUUCGAGGCGGGGUGGCUAGGCAUCACCGACAUCAUCGGCAGCAUCAUCUACAUGGCUGAUUUAUUUAUGGGAUUCCACAUGGGAGUGGUGGCAAGCUGGGAGGGCCGCGCGGUCAUUGUGCAAGGCGAGUGGCAGGGGUGCUGGGGGCACGCGCGCGUGGCAAUGGAGUUUUACACCAAGCACGGCACCUUUUGGGCGGACCUGGUCGCCACGUUGCCCCUGUUUGCCCAAAUCGGCAUUGCCGCAGCCGGAAACGACACCUCGGCCGUGCGCAUCAUUUACAUGCUCAGGCUGCUGCGGUUGAUCAGGGUGGCGCGCCUGCUGUCGGGCCUGUCGCGCAGCUCGGUGGGCGGGCCGCUGCAGUUUGUGGCGGCGGCGCUGACGACGCGCACCCUGCUGCUCAUCCACGCCCUCUUCACCCUCUGCGUGCUGGUCAACCUGCUGGGCUGCAUUUGGUGGAACGUGGCGGAGACUGAGGGGCUGGAGAACUCGUGGGCUGCCGCCAUCACCAAGGAUUACGACUUGCUCACCGCCACCGACGCCCAGCGCUGGCUCGUCUCCUGCUACUUCGCCCUGACCACCAUGGUCACGAUAGGCUACGGCGACAUCACUCCGGUCACAAUCAGGGAGACCGGCGUCACCAUCUUCUUUGAGGUGGUGGGAGUCGCCUUCUUCGGCUACCUCCUGAAUGUGGUCACCACCCUGAUCACCUCAACCGGCCCCGCCGCCAAGCGCGCCGAGGCGGUGCGGCAGAAGCUGGAGGAUGUGGAGGAUGCCAUGGCCCACGCGAAGCUGUCCCGCCAGCUUCAGCGCCACAUCCGCCACUACUUUACCACCAGCUGGGGCCCGCCGCCAAGCUUCAGGACACGCCAGGAGCUGUUCCGUGAGCUGCCCGAUGACCUGCGCGACCGAAUGAUGGCACAGAAUGCCCGGCCUCUGCUGGAGGAGGUCGGCUUCUUUCCACCCGGCAUGCACCACAAGCAGAUGAGGGAGGGCUGCGCCCUGGUGGGCUCUGCCGCCUCCCCCACGGUGCUCCUUACGGGGCAGCCGCUGGCGGCGGCGUCACCUGAGGUGGAGGGCGCAGGCGACGGCGCCGCAGCUGCAGCUGCUGGCGCUCCUUGCCUCUUCCUCCUCAUUGAAGGCCGCAUGAGCAUGGCAGCCCAGGCCGACGGAACUGGCGGCAUAUUUGUGGCUCCUGCUGUGCUGGGGCUGGCGGAGCUGUUUGCGGCAGACCCCGCCAUGCAGCCCGCCGUGGCCGACGGCAGCCUGCCCAGCUGGCACCAGGCGGGCGCUGUGGCGCUGACCACCUGCAACCUGGUUCGCCUGGACUGCAGCCAGCUGUACCCGCUGCUGCGCAGCCAGCAGCCCGCCCUGCUGCUGCACCUUGCUGGCAAGGUGCUGGGCUGGCUGGAGGGCGGUGCCCGCGGCACGCCUGGCACCAGCUUCAAGCAGGCACCAGCACCGGGGCCGCAGCAAGAUGGGCAGCAGCAUGAGGGCGGCGCGGCUCGUGAGCUGCUGCGCCAGCUGGUGGCAGCGCUGACGGCACAGGUGCAGGCGGAGGCCAAGCCGGCGGGCAGCGGCAAGAGCCUGCAGCACCACGGCGGUGUGUCGCACCUCAGCACCAUUGCUUCCCAGCAAAGCAGCAUGCAGCUGGAUGGCAGGGAUGGGGAGCUGGCAGGGUUUGGCGAGGGGCCCCUGCUGCAGGCCAACCCUGUGGGCCUGGUGUGGCACAGCGAGUGA
Chlorella variabilis is the source of this 1998-nucleotide messenger RNA. Its product is annotated as expressed protein. Gene Ontology annotation, biological process: transmembrane transport; potassium ion transport. The record is from RefSeq and is a predicted model, not a curated record. The transcript has 10 exons. Gene Ontology annotation, cellular component: membrane. Gene Ontology annotation, molecular function: voltage-gated potassium channel activity. Lineage: Eukaryota; Viridiplantae; Chlorophyta; Trebouxiophyceae; Chlorellales; Chlorellaceae. The coding region runs from base 1 to 1998 and encodes 665 amino acids.